AGCCAGGAAAACACACAGGGAAUAUGCUUCACAGUAACCCUAAUACUUACUUCCUAAUCCUUUUCUUUUCCAGUUCGUUUUGGAAGUGGAUAACUGCUCAGGUUGCAAGGCUAACAAGAGUGCUGAGAGCCCAGUUUGGGGGAGCCAUGGAAGAGUCUUCCCAACCUGAUAAAUCCCUGGAGCCGAACGCUCACUCCCGCUUUAUGAUUGGCUCUGUGUCAGAGGAUAACUCGGAGGAUGAGACGAGCUCCUUGGUCAAACUGGACCUGCUGGAGGAGAAAGAGAGGUCUUUGUCACCUGUGUCUGUCUGCUCGGACUCCCUUUCAGACCUAGGGCUUCCAAACACUCAGGAUGGCCUGACAAGCCAUAUGAGGCCCAGCAUGUCUGGUUUGCACCUUGUCAAGCAGGGCCGGGACAGGAAGAAGGUUGAUGUGCAGAGGGAUUUCACUGUUGCUUCUCCAGCAGAAUUUGUCACUCGGUUUGGAGGAAAUAAAGUUAUUGAAAAGGUGCUGAUAGCAAAUAAUGGCAUUGCAGCAGUGAAGUGCAUGAGGUCCAUCCGGCGCUGGUCCUACGAGAUGUUCAGGAAUGAAAGGGCCAUCAGAUUUGUUGUCAUGGUGACUCCUGAGGACCUGAAGGCCAAUGCAGAGUAUAUUAAAAUGGCAGAUCACUACGUGCCCGUUCCAGGGGGACCCAACAACAACAACUAUGCAAACGUGGAACUCAUCCUUGACAUUGCCAAGAGGAUUCCAGUGCAGGCUGUGUGGGCUGGCUGGGGCCAUGCAUCUGAGAACCCUAAACUGCCAGAACUCCUGCACAAAAACGGGAUUGCUUUCAUGGGUCCUCCAAGCCAAGCCAUGUGGGCCUUAGGAGAUAAAAUUGCUUCUUCCAUCGUGGCUCAGACCGCCGGCAUUCCGACCCUUCCUUGGAGUGGCAGUGGUCUCCGAGUGGACUGGCAGGAAAACGACCUCCAGAAGCGUAUCCUGAACGUUCCCCAGGAGCUCUACGAGAAGGGCUACGUGAAGGACGCGGACGACGGGCUGCGGGCUGCUGAGGAGGUUGGCUACCCUGUGAUGAUCAAGGCUUCUGAAGGAGGAGGAGGAAAAGGAAUCAGGAAAGUUAACAAUGCAGAUGACUUCCCCAGUCUGUUCAGACAGGUCCAGACUGAAGUGCCGGGCUCUCCCAUCUUUGUGAUGAGACUGGCCAAGCAGUCCAGGCACCUGGAGGUGCAGAUCCUGGCAGACCAGUAUGGCAAUGCCAUCUCCCUCUUCGGCCGGGACUGCUCCGUGCAGCGCAGGCACCAGAAGAUCAUCGAGGAGGCUCCUGCCUCUAUUGCAACUUCCACAGUGUUUGAGCACAUGGAGCAGUGUGCUGUGAAGCUUGCCAAAAUGGUGGGAUACGUGAGUGCAGGCACUGUGGAGUACCUGUACAGCCAGGAUGGCAGCUUCUACUUCCUGGAGCUCAACCCCCGCCUGCAAGUGGAGCAUCCCUGCACAGAGAUGGUGGCUGAUGUCAACCUGCCUGCAGCACAGCUCCAGAUUGCCAUGGGUGUCCCCCUCCACAGGAUCAAGGAUAUCCGGGUGAUGUAUGGUGUUUCUCCAUGGGGAGACACAACCAUUGAUUUUGAGAAUUCAGCCCAUGUCCCCAGUCCCCGUGGCCAUGUCAUCGCUGCACGGAUCACCAGUGAGAAUCCUGAUGAGGGAUUUAAGCCCAGUUCUGGAACAGUUCAGGAGCUGAAUUUCCGCAGCAAUAAGAACGUCUGGGGCUAUUUCAGUGUUGCUGCUGCAGGAGGGCUCCAUGAGUUUGCUGAUUCUCAGUUUGGUCACUGCUUCUCCUGGGGAGAAAAUCGUGAAGAAGCCAUUUCAAACAUGGUGGUGGCUUUGAAGGAGCUGUCCAUCCGAGGGGACUUCCGAACCACUGUGGAGUACUUGAUCAAGCUGCUGGAAACGGAGAGCUUCCAGCAGAACCGCAUCGACACGGGCUGGCUGGACCGGCUCAUCGCUGAGAAAGUGCAGGCUGAGAGGCCUGACACCAUGCUGGGAGUGGUGUGUGGGGCUCUGCACGUGGCUGACGUGAGCUUACGGAACAGCGUCUCCAACUUCCUGCACUCCCUGGAAAGGGGCCAAGUCUUGCCUGCUCAUACCCUGCUGAACACUGUGGACGUGGAACUCAUCUAUGAGGGAAAGAAGUAUGUGCUGAAGGUGACCCGGCAGUCUCCCAAUUCCUACGUGGUGAUCAUGAACAACUCCUGUGUGGAAGUGGAUGUGCACAGGCUGAGUGAUGGGGGACUGCUCCUCUCCUAUGAUGGCAGCAGCUACACCACCUACAUGAAAGAAGAAGUGGACAGGUACCGCAUCACUAUAGGGAACAAGACGUGUGUGUUUGAGAAGGAGAACGAUCCCUCCAUCCUGCGCUCGCCUUCGGCGGGGAAGCUGAUCCAGUACGUGGUGGAGGAUGGGGGACACGUGUUUGCAGGCCAGUGCUUUGCAGAAAUCGAGGUAAUGAAAAUGGUGAUGACGGUAUCAGCAGGGGAAUCAGGCUGCAUCCACUAUGUCAAACGGCCAGGGGCAGUCCUGGACCCAGGCUGUGUGAUUGCCAAGCUCCAGCUGGAUGAUCCCAGCAGGGUUCAGCAGGCUGAGCUGCACACGGGUACCCUGCCCCAGAUCCAGAGCACAGCACUCAGAGGGGAGAAACUCCAUCGCAUCUUCCAUUACGUGCUGGAUAACCUGGUCAAUGUGAUGAACGGGUACUGCCUGCCAGAGCCCUUCUUCAGCAGCAAGGUGAAAGGCUGGGUGGAGCGACUGAUGAAGACUCUGAGAGAUCCAUCUUUGCCUCUGCUGGAACUUCAGGACAUCAUGACCAGUGUGUCUGGGCGGAUCCCACCCAAUGUAGAGAAGUCCAUCAAGAAAGAGAUGGCCCAAUAUGCCAGCAACAUCACAUCAGUCCUCUGCCAGUUUCCCAGCCAACAGAUUGCCAAUAUCCUGGACAGCCACGCCGCCACCCUGAACCGCAAGUCGGAGCGGGAGGUUUUCUUCAUGAACACUCAGAGCAUUGUGCAGCUCGUGCAGAGGUACCGCAGUGGGAUCCGGGGCCACAUGAAGGCCGUGGUGAUGGAUCUGCUCCGUCAGUACCUGAAGGUGGAGACUCAGUUCCAGCACGGUCACUAUGACAAGUGUGUCUUCACCCUUCGGGAGGAGAACAAAAGCGACAUGAACGCGGUGUUGAACUACAUCUUCUCACACGCCCAGGUCACCAAGAAGAACCUGCUGGUUACAAUGCUCAUUGACCAACUCUGUGGCCGUGACCCCACCUUGACAGAUGAGCUGAUCAAUAUUCUGACAGAGCUGACCCAGCUCAGCAAGACGACCAACGCCAAGGUGGCCCUGCGGGCACGGCAGGUUCUCAUCGCUUCCCACCUGCCCUCCUACGAGCUGCGGCACAACCAGGUCGAGUCCAUCUUCCUGUCCGCCAUCGACAUGUACGGGCACCAGUUCUGCAUCGAGAACCUGCAGAAACUCAUUUUAUCCGAAACAUCCAUCUUUGAUGUGCUCCCCAACUUUUUCUACCACACUAACCAGGUGGUAAGAAUGGCAGCUUUGGAGGUGUAUGUUCGGAGGGCCUACAUUGCCUACGAGCUGAACAGUGUCCAGCACCGCCAGCUGAAGGACAACACCUGCGUGGUGGAGUUCCAGUUCAUGCUGCCCACCUCCCACCCCAACAGAGGGAACAUCCCCACGCUAAACAGAAUGUCCUUCUCCUCCAACCUCAACCACUAUGGGAUGGUCCACGUGGCCAGUGUGAGUGACGUGCUGCUGGACAACUCCUUCACCCCGCCGUGCCAGCGGAUGGGGGGCAUGGUCUCCUUCCGCACCUUCGAGGACUUCGUCAGGAUCUUUGAUGAAGUGAUGGGUUGUUUCUGCGACUCUCCCCCGCAGAGCCCCACGUUCCCCGAAGCUGGCCACGCUUCCCUCUACGAUGAGGACAAGACUGCCCGGGAGGAGCCCAUCCACAUCCUCAACGUUGCCAUUAAGACAGACAGCGACGUCGACGAUGACACGCUGGCUGCCAUGUUCAGGGAGUUCACACAGAGCAAGAAAUCAGUCCUGAUUGAUCACGGGAUUCGGAGGCUGACUUUCCUGGUAGCACAAAAGGACUUCAGGAAACAGGUCAACUAUGAGGUGGAUCAGAGAUUCCACAGGGAAUUCCCAAAGUUCUUCACGUUCCGUGCCCGGGAUAAGUUCGAGGAGGACCGGAUUUACCGUCACCUGGAGCCGGCUCUGGCUUUCCAGCUGGAGCUGAACCGCAUGCGGAACUUCGACCUCACUGCCAUCCCCUGUGCCAACCACAAAAUGCACCUGUACCUGGGGGCAGCCAAGGUGGAGGUGGGCACGGAGGUGACAGACUACAGGUUCUUCGUGAGGGCCAUCAUCAGGCACUCGGACCUGGUGACCAAGGAAGCCUCCUUUGAGUACCUGCAAAACGAGGGCGAGCGCCUGCUGCUGGAGGCCAUGGAUGAGCUGGAGGUGGCGUUCAACAACACCAACGUGCGCACCGACUGCAACCACAUCUUCCUCAACUUCGUGCCCACCGUCAUCAUGGACCCCUCCAAGAUCGAGGAGUCCGUGCGCUCCAUGGUGAUGCGCUACGGGAGCCGCCUCUGGAAGCUGCGCGUCCUCCAGGCCGAGCUGAAGAUCAACAUCCGCCUGACGCCCACGGGAAAGGCCAUUCCCAUCCGGCUCUUCCUGACCAACGAGUCGGGCUAUUACCUGGACAUCAGCCUGUACAAGGAGGUGACGGACUCCAGGACGGGACAGAUCAUGUUCCAGGCCUAUGGGGAUAAACAGGGACCACUCCACGGGAUGCUGAUCAAUACCCCCUACGUGACCAAAGACCUGCUGCAGUCCAAGAGGUUCCAGGCCCAGACUUUAGGGACGUCCUAUGUCUAUGACAUCCCCGAGAUGUUUCGGCAGUCUUUGAUUAAGCUCUGGAAUUCCAUGAAUGAACACGCCUUCCUGCCGCCGACGCCGCUGCCUCCGGACAUCCUGACGUACACGGAGCUGGUGCUGGAUGACCAGGGCCAGCUCGUGCACAUGAACAGGCUGCCAGGAGGAAACGAGGUUGGGAUGGUGGCCUGGAAGAUGACUCUGAAGACCCCGGAGUAUCCAGAGGGCCGGGAUAUCAUUGUCGUUGGCAAUGACAUCACCUACAAAAUAGGCUCUUUUGGGCCUCAGGAGGAUGUGCUGUUCCUCAGGGCCUCAGAGCUCGCCCGGGCACAGGGCAUCCCCAGGAUCUACGUGGCUGCCAACAGUGGAGCCAGGAUUGGUUUGGCUGAGGAGAUCCGGCACAUGUUCCACGUGGCUUGGGAAGACCCAGAUAACCCAUACAAGGGAUACAAAUACUUGUACCUGACUCCUCAAGACUACAAGAAGGUCAGCGCGCUGAACUCUGUUCACUGUGAGCACGUGGAGGAAAAUGGAGAGUCCAGGUACAAGAUAACGGAUAUUAUCGGCAAGGACGACGGUCUUGGAGUAGAGAACCUCAGAGGAUCUGGCAUGAUUGCUGGAGAAUCAUCUUUAGCCUAUGAAAGUGUUAUCACCAUCAGCCUGGUUACGUGUCGGGCAAUCGGGAUUGGGGCCUACAUUGUCCGGCUGGGCCAGAGGACCAUCCAGGUGGAGAACUCUCACAUCAUCCUGACUGGCUGUGGAGCCCUCAACAAAGUGCUUGGACGGGAAGUUUACACCUCCAACAACCAGCUGGGCGGGAUCCAGAUCAUGCACAACAACGGGGUGACACAUGACACGGUCUGUGAUGACUUUGAAGGAGUCUACACCAUCCUGCAGUGGCUUUCCUACAUGCCAAAGAAUAUACACAGCCCUGUGCCUAUCCUCAAAGCCAAGGAUCCUAUAGACAGAACCAUUGACUUUGUGCCCACCAAGGCUCCCUAUGACCCUCGCUGGAUGCUGGCUGGGCGCCCCAACCCGAAUCAGAAGGGGCAGUGGCUGAGUGGGUUCUUUGACAACGGUUCGUUCAUGGAGAUCAUGCAGCCUUGGGCACAGACAGUCGUGGUGGGGAGAGCAAGGCUGGGAGGAAUACCUGUAGGAGUAGUUGCCGUAGAAACAAGAACGGUGGAGCUCAGCAUUCCUGCUGAUCCUGCAAACCUGGACUCGGAGGCCAAGAUAAUCCAGCAGGCUGGUCAGGUGUGGUUCCCUGACUCUGCCUUCAAGACUGCAGAGGCCAUCAAGGACUUCAACAGGGAAGGGCUGCCCCUGAUGGUCUUUGCCAACUGGAGAGGUUUCUCUGGUGGAAUGAAAGACAUGUACGACCAGGUGCUCAAGUUCGGUGCCUACAUCGUGGACGGCCUGCGGGAGUACCGGCAGCCCGUGCUCAUCUACAUCCCCCCGCAGGGGGAGCUCCGGGGCGGCUCCUGGGUUGUCAUCGACCCCACCAUCAACCCGCGGCACAUGGAGAUGUACGCGGACCGCGAGAGCAGAGGGGGGAUCCUGGAGCCGGAGGGGACAGUGGAGAUCCGAUUCCGGCGGAAGGACCUGGUGAAGACGAUGCGACGAGUGGACCCUGUGUACAUCCGCCUGGCCGAGCGCCUCGGUACCCCCGAGCUGAGCCCAGCUGACAGGAAGGAGCUGGAGGCCAAGCUGAAGGAGCGGGAGGAGUUCCUGCUGCCCAUGUACCAGCAGGUGGCCGUGCAGUUCGCGGACCUGCACGACACGCCCGGGCGGAUGCAGGAGAAAGGGGCCAUCACUGAUGUUCUGGACUGGAAAACUUCCCGUACCUUCUUCUACUGGAGGCUGAGGCGGCUGCUCCUGGAGGACGUCGUGAAACAGAAGAUCCACGAUGCCAACCCUGAGCUGACAGACGGGCAGAUCCAGGCCAUGCUGAGGCGCUGGUUUGUGGAGGUUGAAGGGACAGUGAAGGCAUAUCUGUGGGACAGCAACAAGGACCUGGUGGAGUGGCUGGAGAAGCAGCUGACGGAGGAGGAGGGCGUUCGCUCGGUCGUGGAGGAGAACAUCAAAUACAUCUCGAGGGAUUAUGUCCUCAAGCAGAUCCGGAGCCUGGUCCAGGCCAAUCCGGAGGUUGCCAUGGAUUCCAUAGUGCACAUGACCCAGCAUAUAUCACCCACCCAGCGAGCCGAGGUCGUGCGGAUCCUCUCCACAAUGGACUCUCCUUCCUCGACGUAAGAGCAUCGAUUCCCCCGCGCUCCCCCUGCCCGGCGCCGCCGAGGAGAAAACCGGGAGCUCCCAACUGCCCUUUGUGUCUCGGCUGUGCCGCCACGGGGAGGCUCAGGGAAACGCUGCCAACAGGGACAGCUUUCUCUUUUCAGACCAGGCUGACCAGGGGAAGCGUGUCCCCUGGCCAGGGACAUGAGGGAAAUGUAUAAACACAAGCGCCUGCGGAACUGAGUCCCGGCUGUGCUGCUGUACCUUAUUUAUUGAACGACUGGAGCGGCGUCCGGGCGCCGUCGGCUCCGCCGGGCGAUGAAGGUGCUCCGGUACCGUGAGGCCUUGGCACGGCAGAGCAGGGGCUGUCGGGUGGCCCCCCGUGCCCCUGCCUGCCUUCCCCUCCCACCCCAGCUCCGCGCUGACAAGUGCCAAUGUCACCCCUGUCACCCGGGCGGGCUCUGCCUCGGGAGCGGGUGGGAGCCCCCCCCGGCAGCCUCUCGGCCCUGUCAGGGGUGAUUUGUGUGUCACACGUCUGUCUUGUUUCUUCAGUAGCAGAAAACCAGCCUUCAGCCGCUGUGGCCAGGGCUGUCCCUGUGCCCCCAGGAGGCUCCCGGGCUUCCCAGGGCUGCGAAGGUGGCGGGGCAGGAUUUUGGGCGCUGACCCUCCGCUCGCUUUGCCUUUGUGCCCAAUUCCUUUAGAACAGGUCAGUGAACUGUGAGGGGCCCUUCUGGGAGGAGGUAAAAGAAGAGACCAAAGUGCAGCUGCUCAGCGUUUUUGCUUUCCCUUCCCCGCUUGUUUUGAUGGAUAACAAUGUGGCAGCCCCACUGUGGGGACACUGGCUGUAAGUGCUCGUCCCUUUCCUAUCAAUAGCAGGAGGCUGAUCCAGCCAGCUGGGGUGAGAGGGGAGAAAGGACAGAGCCAAAUAUUCCAGUGGAGUUAGAACUGCAGAAGUAUCCAAGGAGCUUUUCUUCAUCUCCCCCCUCUGCUCUGGAGCUGGAACGGAGCUGCCUGUGCUGGGCUGGUCCUGGUGCAGGCUGGGGAGGGGAAGAAGGGACUGUCACUCACCUGGGAAGGUGGAAAUGUAAAACCAGCUGGGUUGGAUAAUCUCAGUCCAGUGGUCAGGAAUAAGUGUCUGGGAGGCAGGUAAGUGCAGUGCUGGGGUGGCAGCAGCCCAGGGCCCCCCAGGCUGACCCAGCCAAGGCCUCCCAGCUUCUUCCUACACUUUUUUUAUGUCCACGGGCCUCCUGAGUGUAAGAAAAGUUGCCUGUUACAGAACUCGGUCUGGGCAGGACCAGGCUCAUGCCAGUGAUGGUCUGGGAAGAAUUUCAGAUUUUGCAGUCCCUCCUCUAGUACAGCAGGAAUCAGAAGGGCUGUUUUUAUGAGAGAAUUAAUCAAUGAUGCUGCCAGUGCCUCUCACCUCUCCUUGUUUCCUUCUGAAGUGCAAUGCAGCCCUUCUGCCUUUGGGGCCAGUGACUGGAGGUGCCACAGGGGGGUCACAGCUCCCCUGCCCGUGGCCAGCGGAGCUCACCCACCUGAAGGACUCGCUUUUUCUUAAUAGUUAAGAACCCUAAUUUGAUUUAAAAGACUUUUAUUUUCCACUAGAGCCCCCUGAACAAGCCCCAAAGAUGCUUUUGCUUAUGCCAAGCUGGGCUGCAGCAGGACACACGGACAGAGAAUGUCUCAGCCAGGCAGGACCACUCAGAGGGUGACUCAUGGGGCUCCUCCUCCCUGUCACCAGGAAUUCCUACUGGUGGUGUCACCAGUCAGUCCCUUAUCCAGGACACCUGCAGGUGUCAGGGGAAGUGUCCCAGUGCCCACUGCCCCGAUCCCUUUGGAGCUGCUCUGCCAAGGCCUGUGCAGAGCAGCCCCCCUGUUUCAGUGUUCCAGCACUGGCUCAGGCUCCACUAAAUUUGGGGGUAAAGCAGCUCCAAAAAACCAGCUGUUGGGUAACAUCAGUGCUGGGCUGACAUCAGGGUCUGUCACCAGCCCUGGGGGUCCUGGGGGGGUCUGGACCUGCCAGAGCACCAUCACCUGUGCUGUCCCCAGGUCACCUGUGCUGUCCCCAGGUGUGUGGGUCGGUCACCGGGUGGGGAGACCCCCCCUUGGUCCAUAUGGUUCUCGCUGGUGCUGAAGUAUUUCACUUACCUCAAUUUCUUUUAAUAAAAAAGAAUGAAUUACAGCUCUGUUGCCAGGAGUGGAAUCUGUCACCCCCUGUCCUGGGCACCCUGGGGAAGCUCUGCUUUCCUUGGGGCAAGAACAGGGGAAAUGUUUAUGGGGAGGGUUUAUGUGGAACCCCUCAAGGUCUGGUGGGAGGAUGGAGCAGAAGCACCUCGGGGGCUUGGCCGUGCCCUUCACCUGAGCCCUUGGGCAGGUCCUGUUCCUCCUCCAUGAUUUACUGUCACCUUUAACAUCACAGUGACUGAGACAAACAGGGAAAAACUGAGCCCUGGCAGCUGCUGCUGAGGUGGUGGGAGAACUACAGGGACCCUCUCCCAGGGACAGUUGGACUUGAAGAUCUUAAAGAUCUUUUCCAACCUCAGUCAUUCUGUGACCUGCUCAGCAGGAGCCCAUGGGAAAAGACUCACAGGACCCUUGGCUGAAGGGUGUCCACUGGGAACCUGCUCAACAAACACCUUUUGGGAGGUCCCCACACUAAAGGUGAGAUGUUAAAUUUGCCCACAUGAGUGAACACAACUCCAGCAGUUCGUUUUUCAUGCAUUUCUCAAACCAGAAUCCUGAUAGUUAAAUAGGGGGUGGUGAGGGGACAGACCCUGCUGAACUCCAGAAUCACAUUUAAAACUCUUUAGCCUAAAAUAUCUACAUAUUAAAAUGCCAAGGAAAGACGUACCAGAGCUGUAAGCUCUCCAAAGCCCAAGAUCAAAGUGCCAUCAUCUUUUAAUGUAAACCUUUUGUUGCAUCAACAGUCUUAAGAGGGAUGAGAGACAUCAAAAUAAAAACUGAGACAAA
This is a messenger RNA of Pipra filicauda (Wire-tailed manakin), 10139 nucleotides long. It is a transcript of the gene ACACA, whose product is annotated as acetyl-CoA carboxylase alpha. NCBI's taxonomy places the organism in Eukaryota, Metazoa, Chordata, Aves, Passeriformes, Pipridae. Gene Ontology annotation, molecular function: ATP binding; metal ion binding; acetyl-CoA carboxylase activity. The record is from RefSeq and is a predicted model, not a curated record. The coding region runs from base 24 to 7190 and encodes 2388 amino acids. Gene Ontology annotation, biological process: fatty acid biosynthetic process. The transcript is spliced from 55 exons.